AUGUACGUGGGGCAGCUCUCGAUGGAGGCGGUGGACCGAACGGUGCGCUUCUUGAGGGAUCGCGGGCUGAGUCAGACGCAGGCACUUCGAACCAUCUCGCUCCAAGUCACGAUGUGUCGGUAUUCGACGGAAUUGAUGGAGACCAAGAUUGAGUGGUUGAGCAACUUGGGCCUUAGCCACGACAAGAUCAACAGCAUAAUCAGGCGCUUCCCGCACAUUUUGGGAUCCUCACUCGAGAACCUCCAAACUACCGUGGCCUGGUUCCUGUCGAAGGGGGUGCCGGAGACCAAAAUUCCCUACGUGUUCACUAUCUUCCCGCAGUCAGUAUUUUUCAAGCAGGAGGACAACUUGGACCAGAAAGUAGAAGUUUUCAAGGAGAUCGGCUGCGACGAAUCCCAAAUCACGCGUAUUUUGACGUUGGCCCCACAGGUGCUCUCCCACAAGGCCGAUAAACUGGAGUACAACGCGAACUACUUGGUGGAGCUGGGUGUCCCUGCCGAGAAGUUGCCAGCUGUCAUCGCGAGAGUGCCUGCGUGUCUCGGACUAAGUUCGGCCCGGAUCAAAGAAACGGUGGACAUGCUGGACGAGAUGUUCGGUGCCGGUGCUGGCGCUCACGCUCUGACGUGGAAUCCGGUCAUCCUCAUGCACAAUAUCGGCGAACUCCGGCGAUCAUUCAAGUACCUCGUCUCGAUCGGAUUCACGAAAGAGCGAUUGGAGAAGAACACGAGGUUGAUCACACGCAGUGCGAGCCGCUUCCUGCGUCCGCGUGCCCAGUUCCUUCGGUCGAAGGGCGUGGAUGUAGUUUCCUGGACCGCGUGGAUUAACAUGUCGGAAAACGACUUCAAAGGGGAGUAUCCCGGCUACGAGAAGUUCAUGACCGAGUACAAGGCGCGCCAGAAGAAGAGAAGGGCUUCUGCACCGUAA
Molecule: messenger RNA, 924 nt
Organism: Phytophthora sojae
Lineage: Eukaryota; Oomycota; Peronosporomycetes; Peronosporales; Peronosporaceae
Exons: 4
Coding region: 1-924 (307 amino acids)
Biological process (GO): regulation of DNA-templated transcription
Molecular function (GO): double-stranded DNA binding
Source: RefSeq, a predicted model, not a curated record